GGCGGAAAGAAAGAAGAAACGUGCAAAUAUCUAAAACAAGUUGCAGUCAAACGAAUCUGCUUUAACAAGAUAAACUAUAAAGCAGAUGGUUCCAGUUGGAUUCAGCAUAUUCUAUUCUUUUAUUUUCCCUAGUUCCGAGAUUCAAGGAUUGUAUCAGAUAUUCCGGAGUGAAGAUCAUGUAUGUAGUGGAGAGCAAAGGGGGUGCCAUAGUGUGUAUGCUGUUAGCUCUUUUGUUCCUGGGUACAUGGCCUGCACUUAUCACUCUGCUAGAGAGGCGAGGACGCCUUCCCCAGCACACUUACCUUGAUUAUACAAUCACAAAUCUCUUGGCUGCUGUUAUUAUAGCUUUAACAUUUGGCCAAAUUGGGGACAGCACGGUUGAAAGGCCCAAUUUCUUCACGCAACUUUCCCAGGAUAAUUGGUCUUCGGUUUUAUUCGCAAUGGCUGGUGGGGUGGUUCUCAGCUUGGGAAACCUUUCUACACAAUAUGCUUGGGCUUUUGUUGGUUUAUCAGUUGUAGAAGUCAUUUCAUCAAGCAUGACUGUUGUUAUAGGUACAACCUUGAAUUACUUCUUGGAUGGAAAAAUAAACAAAGCUGAGAUCCUUUUUCCUGGUGUUGGUUGCUUCCUAGUUGCUGUUUGUCUUGCAUCAGCUGUUCACUCAUCCAAUGCAGCUGAUUAUAAAGCAAAGCUUAGCAGUUGGCCAAUUGAUAAUGAAACUGGAAAAGGGACUGUGCUUCCAUCGGCGUCUGAAGAAGCAGUUUUAAAGGAUCGAGAGAACGGGGGUGGUCCUAUACGCAAGGCAAAAGCCGGAACAGCAACCUUCUUGAUAGAGCUUGAAAAAAGGAGGUCAAUCAAGGUGUUCGGAAAGAGCAUGUUCAUUGGACUGACCUUAACUUUCUUCGCCGGCGUUUGCUUCUCCCUCUUCUCACCGGCAUUCAACUUGGCAACAAACGAUCAAUGGCACACUUUGAAACAAGGGGUUCCCAAGUUGGUUGUCUACACAGCUUUUUUCUACUUCUCUGUCUCCUGUUUCGUAAUUGCUCUCGUCCUAAACAUCAGCUUCCUUUACCAUCCAGCUUUGGGAGUCUCCAAAUCGUCCUUUAAGGCCUAUCUAAAGGACUGGAAUGGCCGAGGGUGGGCCUUCCUCGCCGGGUUUCUGUGUGGGUUCGGGAAUGGUCUCCAGUUCAUGGGAGGCCAAGCUGCAGGCUAUGCAGCAGCAGAUGCUGUUCAGGCACUUCCUCUAGUGAGCACAUUUUGGGGAGUGGUUUUAUUCGGAGAGUACCGAAGAUCGUCACGAAGAACAUAUAUAUUGCUGUUCAGCAUGUUGUUCAUGUUCAUUGCAGCUGUUGGAAUACUUAUGGCAUCAUCUGGUCAUAGGAAAUGAAAAUGCCGCUUUGGAAAACUACAGCUUAUGUUGAAGUUAGAACAUACUUCAGAGGCUGUGGUUGUUGGUUCAUAUCUAAGAUCCAUCUUUUUCUCCAUAGCACACACACUUUGUUUCAUAGUUUGUAAACUUCUUGACUUACACAAUGAUUAAUGUCUUUCGGCUUUCCAA
Gossypium raimondii (Peruvian cotton) is the source of this 1556-nucleotide messenger RNA. Its product is annotated as ureide permease 1. The transcript has 7 exons. Gene Ontology annotation, molecular function: uracil:monoatomic cation symporter activity; allantoin:proton symporter activity. The record is from RefSeq and is a predicted model, not a curated record. Gene Ontology annotation, cellular component: membrane. Gene Ontology annotation, biological process: nitrogen compound transport. The coding region runs from base 177 to 1385 and encodes 402 amino acids. Lineage: Eukaryota; Viridiplantae; Streptophyta; Magnoliopsida; Malvales; Malvaceae.